AUGGGACAUAUCCAGUGUCUGAGAUCCGUCUUUACCCUCCCUCUGAAUGACCAAGAGUAUCGAGUAUGCGUUGACUUUGGUCGCUUCGCUAAUCAAAAUUUGAUUCCUGUGAUUGCUGACGACUCAGAUGAAAGAGUCUUUCUUCCCCAAUGUGCAUACCAGCCAACGUCGCCCGUUGGCAGCAGCUUAGGUCGCAACUCUCCACGCGGACGUUACCAUUCUCGAUCGGAGAGUCGAAGCCCGCUCAAAAAUAAAGGCGAGUGUGCUCGUGUUGCGGUGCUACCUCCUACUCAAAAUCAGCCAGCAGCAGACCUCCGCAAGCUAAAAAGACCAACACAGAUGCCAGUUUACGCCGUAGUAGGUCGUAUUCCCUUUCAUACCACUCCGAUCAGAAGUGACAGAAAUAAUAAUGACGGGCACGAAAAUCAAGACACUCAUCCUGCUCCCUAUGAUAAGAAUGAAGACUACAUGACUGAUGGAUAUGGAUGCAUCCGUAACUCAGCUAAAGGUCGCAUGCGUACCAACUUUUCUGACCAUCAAAAUACUGGAAACAGAGAAAGCGGAGAGCACAAGGGUCACGUUGGUGCGAAAGAUGACGAUAGAUUCACGCAUACUGCACGCUAA
This is a messenger RNA of Cylicostephanus goldi, 624 nucleotides long. The record is from the annotation of a GenBank genome assembly. NCBI's taxonomy places the organism in Eukaryota, Metazoa, Nematoda, Chromadorea, Rhabditida, Strongylidae.